Messenger RNA from Lutzomyia longipalpis, 516 nucleotides. RefSeq lists its product as uncharacterized. The transcript is spliced from 2 exons. NCBI's taxonomy places the organism in Eukaryota, Metazoa, Arthropoda, Insecta, Diptera, Psychodidae. The coding region runs from base 54 to 440 and encodes 128 amino acids. The record is from RefSeq and is a predicted model, not a curated record.
GGGUCCAGAAAUGACCAAACCAUAGAGACAACACGUAGUCCCGUAUAGAGACAAUGAGGAGUGAAGUGCUAUUAUCGCUUUUGUUGCUUUUUGUGGCAAUUCAGCCCUUUCCCGGCGCAUUAUGCCAGGAUUAUCAGGUAGCGCAAGCGGGACCAAAUGAAUCCGAUAAGAAGAUUCGCCAGGUGAGAGAUGUGGCCUGCCACGAGAGUAGCGAAUCAGAUGAAAGUCAUGAAAGUCAUGAACAUUCCAAUGAAGUUCAUGAAGAUGAGGAAGGACAUGAUGAUGAAGAAGAGCCCGAGGAGAGACGCAAAAGGAGCGUACCUCCGUAUCCUGAUCCACGAUCACAGCCUCAUCAGGAUUUCCCAAAGCCACAGAAGUUUUUCGGGAGAUUCCGAAGAUUCGCCAAAGGGACUGGAGCACUCCCCCAACGGAAGGGAUAAAAAAGGACAAUAAUUAAUAUUUUUUUCUUUUUGUGGAAAAGGGAAUGAUAAAUAAAUCAUUUGGGUAAAAAAUAGA